Molecule: messenger RNA, 644 nt
Organism: Strongylus vulgaris
Lineage: Eukaryota; Metazoa; Nematoda; Chromadorea; Rhabditida; Strongylidae
Source: the annotation of a GenBank genome assembly
AUGAAAGAGGGUGGUGAAGUGAAAUAUGUUGGUGGAUGCACGUACCACAUUGAAAUUUUCGAGAUACAAAAAGAUGUAUCUCUCAUGAAUUUGCCUUUGCCUGAGCCAUUUAUCAAUUUCGGGUGGCAGCCAUACGGGGAGAAGUUCUGUGUUCUUACUGGGAAUCAAGCGAAGGCAACUCCUCUUGUGUAUCGAAUUGAAGCUAACAGUCAUGCGCCCAAAUUAAUGAGCAAGCUUGAUGCUGGCGUCCAAUUUAAUGAGGUGUCUUGGGCUCCUGCUGGUGGUUGGCUGGCUGUCUUAGCUAAGCGCUCUACUGGUGGUAAUGUCAUGUUCGUUGAUACCACAUUGCAAGAAGCAAAGCGUACCAAUGUCGUAGAACAUCCAGGAUUUAAUAAGGGAUAUUGGGAUCCUACGGGCCGAUACUUUGUUACUUGCUCUACCCUCGGCGGUAGAAUGGGUGCUGAUCUAGGAUUCCGAUUGUACACUUUCCAGGGACGGGAGCUGUGUCGAAAAGGUUUGGAAAGGUUAUCUCAGUUCAAAUGGCGUCCCCGUCCACCUGUAAAGCUGAGCGAGCAGAAGCUGAAGGUCAGUGCUUUGUCUCAUUAUGUGCUAAUGAAAAUUUCUUUUUUGUGGACAAUGUAGAA